Messenger RNA from Corvus hawaiiensis (hawaiian crow), 804 nucleotides. RefSeq names its product olfactory receptor 5A1-like. Gene Ontology annotation, biological process: G protein-coupled receptor signaling pathway. Gene Ontology annotation, cellular component: membrane. The annotation marks the transcript as partial. The transcript is spliced from 2 exons. The record is from RefSeq and is a predicted model, not a curated record. Gene Ontology annotation, molecular function: olfactory receptor activity; G protein-coupled receptor activity. Lineage: Eukaryota; Metazoa; Chordata; Aves; Passeriformes; Corvidae.
AGCUCCAUCAGCCCCUUCCUCCUGCUGGCAUUGGCAGACACGCGGCAGCUGCAGCUCCUGCACUUCUGCCUCUUCCUGGGCAUCUCCCUGGCUGCCCUCCUGGGCAACGGCCUCAUCAUCAGCACCAGAGCCUGCGGCCAGCACCUGCACAGCCCCAUGUUCUUCUUCCUGCUCAGCCUGGCCCUCCCCGACCUGGGCUCCAUCUGCACCACUGUCCCCAAGGCCAUGCACAAUUCCCUCUGGGGCACCAGGCACAUCUCCUACUCAGCAUGUGCUGCUCAGAUCUUCAGGGCCGUGCUGAGGAUCCCCUCUGAGCAGGGCCGGCACAAAGCCUUUUCCACAUGCCUCCCUCACCUGGCCGUGCUCUCUCUGUUCCUCAGCACUGUUAUGUUUGCCCACCUGAAGCCCCCCUCCAUCUCGUCCCCAUCCCUGGAUGUGGCCCUGUCAGUUCUGUACUCAGUGGUGCCUCCAGCCCUGAACCCUCUCAUCUACAGCCUGAGGAACCAGGAGCUCAAGGAGGCCCUGAGUAAACUGAUGACUGGAUACUUUUCAGAAGCAAAGAAGUGCCUGUUUUCUGCUGCAUAGUUUUCAGAAUGGAACUCAUGACUGGCCCAGUCUGCCUUCUCAGGUCUUUGGUGGUGGUCAAUGGCUUCUUCUCGCCAUAAUUUUGUGCUCAGUGAAAUGUUUUUAUUCAUCCCUCAUCUAAUUCCCUCUCUGCUUCUUGAAUUUGAUUCAGAAACUCUGUAAACUCUGUAAAAUCUGUAAAAUUUGUGCUAUUGCUAUAUUUAAACAAAAUUAACUACC